UCUUUCUAACCUGUACAGAGGUGCCAGCCGAGAGGUCACCACGAAGGAGAAGCAUAUCGGGAACCAGCACAUCGGACAAGGCCAGCUCCAUGGACCCUACCAAUACCUCUCCAUUUAAAGUCUCUGGUUUCUUCAGCAAACGUCUAAAAGGCUCAAUCAAGAGGACAAAGAGUCAGUCAAAGUUGGACAGAAACACGAGCUUUCGCCUUCCAUCGCUGCGUCCUGCAGAAACUGACAGGUCACGUGGGUUACCUAAACUGAAAGAAUCUCGUUCCCAUGAGUCCUUGCUUAGCCCAGGCAGUGCAGUGGAGGCUCUGGAUUUAGGGACAGAAGAUAAAAUCCUGGUGAAGCCACUACACAGCAGCAUAUUGGGCCAAGACUUUUGUUUUGAGGUCACUUACUCCAGCGGCAGCAAAUGUUUUAGCUGCUCAUCUGCAGCAGAGAGAGAUAAGUGGAUGGAAAAUCUGCGGAGAACUGUCCAACCUAACAAGGACAACUGCCGAAGGGCGGAAAAUGUACUGCGGCUGUGGAUUAUCGAGGCCAAAGACCUGGCCCCCAAAAAGAAGUAUUUCUGCGAGCUCUGCCUGGACGACACACUCUUUGCCCGUACCACAAGCAAAACAAAAGCAGACAAUAUCUUUUGGGGAGAGCACUUUGAAUUCUCUGGAUUGCCCCCUAUCCACAAUAUCACUGUGCACAUCUAUAAGGACGUAGAGAAGAAAAAGAAAAAGGAUAAGAACAAUUAUGUGGGCUUAGUGAACAUCCCAAUGGCAGUGUGACUGGCAGACAGUUUGUAGAGAAGUGGUAUCCUGUGAGCACACCUACCGCUAACAAAGGCAAAACUGGGGGACCUUCGAUACGUAUUAAAUCCCGCUAUCAGACAAUCACUAUCCUGCCUAUGGAGCAGUACAAAGAAUUUGCUGAAUUUAUUACAAUUAAUUAUACCAUGCUAUGUUCUGUGCUGGAGCCAGUGAUCAGUGUCCGCAAUAAGGAGGAGAUGGCCUGCGCGCUGGUCCAUAUCCUACAGAGCACUGGCAGAGCCAAGGACUUUCUAACUGAUCUGGUGAUGUCGGAGGUAGACAGGUGUGGUGACCACGAUGUCCUAAUCUUCAGGGAAAAUACACUGGCAACAAAAGCCAUUGAAGAAUAUUUGAAGUUAGUUGGGCAAAAAUACCUGCAUGACGCUCUUGGGGAGUUUAUCAAGGCUCUGUAUGAGUCAGACGAAAACUGUGAGGUUGAUCCCAGUAAAUGUUCAUCUAGCGAACUUGCCGAGCAUCAGAGUAACUUAAAGAUGUGCUGUGAGCUGGCUUUCUGUAAAAUCAUUAAUUCUUACUGUGUUUUCCCCCGGGAGUUGAAGGAGGUGUUUGCUUCUUGGAAACAGCAGUGUAUUAACCGGGGGAAGCAGGAUAUCAGUGAGAGACUGAUCAGUGCCUCCCUCUUCCUCCGAUUCCUGUGUCCAUCGAUCAUGUCUCCGAGUCUCUUUGGCCUCAUGCAAGAAUACCCUGAUGAUCGCACCUCCAGAACUCUGACUUUAAUUGCAAAGGUUAAUCCAGAAUCUGGCCAACUUUGCUAAAUUUGGUAAUAAGGAAGAAUACAUGGCCUUCAUGAAUGACUUUUUGGAGCACGAGUGGGGAGGAAUGAAACGCUUCCUGCAAGAAAUCUCCAAUCCAGACACUAUCUCUAACACUCCAGGCUUUGAAGGCUACAUUGACCUUGGCCGGGAACUUUCUGUGCUACAUUGUCUCCUAUGGGAAGUGGUGUCACAGUUAGAUAAGGCCACCGUGGAAAAACUGGGACCAUUGCCGCGCAUCCUUGCUGACAUCACCAAAUCUCUGACCAAUCCCACUCCCAUCCAGCAGCAGCUGCGACGGUUCAGUGAGCAUAGCUCCAGUCCAAAUGUAAGUGGAAGCCUCUCUUCCGGACUUCAGAAGAUUUUUGAGGAUCCUGCUGACAAUGACCUUCUUAAGCUGAAGUCUCCAACCAUUGAAACCCAAGACUACUUCAGGGGGAAGACGUUACUGCUUGUCCAACAGGCCUCUACCCAAAGCAUGUCUUACUCAGAUAAAGAUGAAAGAGAAAAUGUGCUUCCUAAUGGACGUAGUGUUUCCUUGAUGGACCUGCAAGACUCUACUGUGAAUCACAGUGAGCGUUCCUCUGUCGUUCAGGAGCCACCUUUGCGUUUAACUGGCAGCCAGUUGUCUAUUGCACACAUAGCCACCAUAAAGCAACUGCGAGACAGCCAGAGCACACCACAGAGUGCUCCUCAGGUCAGGAGACCCUUACACCCAGCUUUGAGUCAGCAGAACAGCUUGCAGCCACUGUCUUUCCAAAACCCUGUUUACCAUCUCAAUAACCCCCCACCCACCAUGCCCAAGGCUUCAGUGGACUCAAGCCUUGAAAACCUAAGCACUGCCAGCUCACGGAGCCAGAGCAACAGCGAAGAGUUUAUCCUUAGUGGACCCAGCAAUAGCAGCAUGGAAGACUUCACUAAAAGGAGUACACAAAGUGAGGACUUCAGCAGGCGGCACACUAUGCCUGAAAGGCCCAUUCCUAUAGCACUGCCACGCCAGAAUAGCACGGGGCAAGCCCAGAUCCGGAAGACUGACCAAGCAGCUCUGGGGGCUCGAGCCAAGGCCCCCCAGUCUUUGCCACACAGUGCCUCUAUACGUAGCACGGGCAGCAUGUCUGGUAUUUCUGCCACACUGCUAGCGGAGCCUGUUCAGAAUGGGAACCGGUCCAGACAACAAUCAACCUCUUCCCGUGAGAGUCCUGUUCCAAAGCUCCGAGCCGUUCAUCGCCAGCAAACACAGCAGGUACAGUCUCCAGUGGACUCAGCCACAAUGUCCCCGGUGGAAAGAACAGCAGCUUGGGUACUUAAUAAUGGUCAGUAUGAGGAUGAAGAGGAGGAAACCUUGGACCAAAACAAAGAUGAAGCCAAACCUGCUGAAAAGUAUGAACAAGAGAUUGCCAAGCUUAAAGAACGACUGAAGGUUUCCAGCCGUCGCCUGGAGGAAUAUGAGCGGCGCCUCCUGGUGCAGGAACAGCAGAUGCAGAAACUGUUGAUGGAGUACAAAUCUCGGUUGGAGGACAGUGAGGAGCGGCUGCGUCGGCAGCAGGAGGAAAAGGACAGCCAAAUGAAAAGUGUCAUCAGCAGGCUAAUAGCAGUAGAGGAGGAACUGAAGAAGGAUCAUGCAGAGAUGCAGGCUGUCAUCGAUGCAAAGCAAAAAAUCAUCGAUGCACAGGAGAAGAGGAUCAUGUCACUGGACGCAGCCAACACGCGACUGAUGAGCGCGCUGACACAAGUAAAGGAGCGCUAUAGCUCACAAGUGCGAAAUGGCAUCUCUCCAACCAAUCCUACCAAGUUAUCCAUCACAGAGAAUGGGGAGUUCAAAAACAGCAGUUGCUAA
Molecule: messenger RNA, 3407 nt
Organism: Staurois parvus
Lineage: Eukaryota; Metazoa; Chordata; Amphibia; Anura; Ranidae
Source: the annotation of a GenBank genome assembly